UGAGCCUAAGAACAGCGUAGAAUCUGAAUGUGGACCCCCCAGUUCUUACAGAUCCAGGAAUGUCAGAUCAGGGUCCCAGCCCCCCAGCCCUCCUUCAGGCUGCUCGAGGUCCCUCCCACCUGCUCGGCCAGCUGCGCAGCGUGGGAACGCCCCAGCUGGGCUGCAUGGAGCCGUCAGGACAAGCUGCGCGGUUCCCAGCCUCCCUGCCUGCCCCGGCCCGGCACCGCCGCCUCCCAGCCGUCGCCCGGCAACCAGGCCGAGGGGCCCGGCCGGCCGAGUGGGGAGAGGGGCUGGGCCGGGACUGCGGGGUCCUGGGAAAGGAGGGGCCGGGGUCCUGGAUUCCUCGGUCUUAGGACGUUUGCAGCAGUAACAAGGGAACAGCCCUCUGUUCCCCACUUUGAGGAGGGGUUUUGAGGCUGGGGGAGUCAAGACAGGGGUCCCAACUGUCCCCCAGGUAUCGGCGUGCCCUAUUCCCGACCCGCAAGCCAGGGGAGCCCCGGACCCCGCCUCCCCCAGGGCGCGGAAACUGGUGAGGCCCCAGGGGCCCCCAUUUAUAGCUCGGUUUCCACUGAGCGCAGUCCCUCCAGGACCUGGGCUGAGCAAGUUUCUUCCACUCUUUCCCUUCCCUCCUCUUCACCCCCAUGCCUGCCCCUCAACCUCGACAGGGCGCAGGUGUCCAACCCAGCCGGGACUCCCUCCUCGAACCCAGGUGUUCCGGCUCCCAGACCCCAAUUGAGCUGGGGGCGCCCACCCGCCGGGGGACCCCGCCCUGCAUCCCCCAUUCAUCUGCGUCCAGCGGCGGGAGUUUCUCAAUGGGAAGAGGGCGGAGCUCCUGGGAGGCGGACCCGGGCGGGGCGAGCUGGAUCGGGCCCUCUAGGGGUCUCCCAGAGACCCAGGGCGCGGAACUGGCAAGCGUUUCAGAGCGUCAGAGGCUGCGGAUGAGCUCACUUGGAGGACUCCAGGCCAGAGACAGGGGUUCUCUAGGCUGGGGAGAAGAGUCGAGCGCGACGGGGGCUCCGGGCCAGAGUGACAGGAGGAGGGCUUCCGAGGAAGAAGUUGACCGGGAGGCCCGUGCGACGGCAGAUCUCGUGAACCUUGGGGGACACACGCUCAAGAUGCGGGUCCCCGCCCUCCUCGUUCUGCUCUUCUGCUUCAGAGGGAGCGCAGGCCCGUCGCCCCAUUUCCUGCAACAGCCAGAGGACCUGGUGGUGCUGCUGGGGGAGGAAGCCCGGCUGCAGUGUGCUCUGGGCGCCUACUGGGGGCUAGUUCAGUGGACUAAGAGUGGGCUGGCCCUAGGGGGCCAAAGGGACCUGCCAGGGUGGUCCCGGUACUGGAUAUCAGGGAAUGCAGCCAAUGGCCAGCAUGACCUCCACAUUAGGCCCGUGGAGCUAGAGGAUGAAGCAUCAUAUGAAUGUCAGGCUACACAAGCAGGCCUCCGCUCGAGACCAGCCCAACUGCACGUGCUGGUCCCCCCAGAAGCUCCCCAGGUGCUGGGCGGCCCCUCUGUGUCUCUCAUUGCUGGAGUUCCUGUGAACCUGACAUGUCAGAGCCGUGGGGAUGCCCGCCCUACCCCUGAAUUGCUGUGGUUCCGAGAUGGGGUCCGGUUGGAUGGAACCACCUUCCAUCAGACCCUGCUGAAGGAAAGGACCCCUGGAUCAGUGGAGAGCACCUUAACCCUGACCCCUUCCAGCCAUGACGAUGGAGCCACCUUGGUCUGCAGGGCCCGGAGCCAGGCCCUGCCUGCGGGAAGGGACACAGCUAUCACACUGAGCCUGCAGUACUCCCCAGAGGUGACUCUGUCUGCUUCACCACAUACUGUGCAGGAGGGAGAGAAGGUCACUUUCCUGUGCCAGGCCACAGCCCAGCCUCCUGUCACAGGCUACAGGUGGGCAAAAGGGGGCUCCCCGGUGCUCGGGGCCCGCGGGCCAAGGUUGGAGGUCGUGGCAGACGCCUCGUUCCUGACUGAGCCCGUGUCCUGCGAGGUCAGCAACGCCGUGGGUAGCGCCAACCGCAGCACUGCGCUGGAUGUGCUGUUUGGGCCGAUUCUGCAGGCAAAGCCAGAGCCCGUGUCAGUGGACGUGGGGGAAGACGCCUCCUUCAGCUGUGCCUGGCGCGGGAACCCGCUUCCACGGGUAACCUGGACCCGCCGCGGUGGCGCGCAGGUGCUGGGCUCUGGAGCCACACUGCGCCUUCCGUCGGUGGGGCCGGAGGACGCAGGCGAUUAUGUGUGCAGGGCUGAGCCUGGGCUCUCGGACCAGGGGGGUGGCGUCGCGGAGGCUCGGCUGACUGUGAACGCUCCCCCAGUAGUGACCGCCCUGCACUCUGAGCCUGCCUUCCUGAGGGGCCCUGCUCGCCUCCAGUGUCUGGUUUUCGCCUCUCCCGCCCCAGAUGCCGUGGUCUGGUCUUGGGAUGAGGGCUUUCUGGAGGCGGGGUCGCGGGGCCGGUUCCUGGUGGAGACAUUCCCUGCCCCGGAGGGCCGCGGGGGACAGGGUCCGGGCCUGAUCUCUGUGCUACACAUUUCGAGGACUCAGGAAUCUGACUUUAGCAGGAACUUUAACUGCAGUGCCCGGAACCGGCUGGGCGAGGGAGGUGCCCGGGCCAGCCUGGGCCGUAGAGACCUGCUGCCCACUGUGCGGAUAGUGGCCGGAGUGGCCGCUGCCACCACGACUCUCCUUAUGGUCAUCACUGGGGUGGCCCUCUGCUGCUGGCGCCACGGCAAGGCCUCAGCCUCUUUCUCCGAGCAAAAUAACCUGAUGCGAAUCCCCGGCAGCAGCGACGGCUGCAGUUUGCGAGGCCCUGAAGAGGAGGAGACAGGCCGCUGCAAGGACCGGGUAGGAUGCCAGGGUCUCCAGACCCGACUGUGCCUUUAGACCCAAAUAGUAGCCCAGUCCCAAGAGGGCCCCCACAUUCAAACAGGACUCUAAGGCCAGGCAUGGUGCCUGACGUUGGUAAUACCACUUUGGGAGGUGGAGA
Molecule: messenger RNA, 2973 nt
Organism: Macaca mulatta (Rhesus monkey)
Lineage: Eukaryota; Metazoa; Chordata; Mammalia; Primates; Cercopithecidae
Source: RefSeq, a predicted model, not a curated record